CAGCAGCAGCAGCAGCAGCAGCAGCAGCAGUAGUAGUAGUAGUAGCAGCAGCACCAACAACUACAACAACUUUAAGAACGACUAUAACAUCAGCAAUAACAAAAUUAAUUGUAAACAUUUGUUGUUCUCUAUUUACAAUUCACAAACACAUCUACCCAUACAACUGCACAUUUGCAUACUUAUAAGUAAAAAAUAAUAAAAAUAAAAAAAAUAAAAAUAAAUUCUUUGUUCUGUUCUCAACUAUCAAAUGAGAUAAAAAAACAAAAAAACAAAAAAAAAAGUACUUUUUAUACGGGUAUGCACGAGUAAACAACAAAGAAACUUAAAACAGUAACAACAAUUGCAAUAACAGCAGCAACAUUCCAUUACUACUAUAGCAUCAUAGUAAAACUGGGCGCAUACAUGUAGAAGCAGAUAAAAGACAAAAUUCCAUCAGUAUUUCGUGUUCUAUAUAAAAUCUCUUAACAGUUGAAUAACCCUCGACAUUUACAUCGAUUGCAAUAUUAUGGAGAAAUCGAUGCAGCAACCUACGGCGGUUGGUAAAGUUUCGCAGAUUGCGAAUCUUUUUCAACGCAAACCAAUUGAAAUUCAACCGGUAGAGCAGUUAAGUGCUGCGGCAGCAGCAGCUGCUGCCGCUGCAGCCGCUGUUGCGGCAAAUAACUCUGGCAAUCCAGUUACUGUGGUGCGGACUGAAUCGCAUUCGGCUCGCUUCAAUAAUGCUCGUGCCCUCUUCGAGAAGCUGGGCGUAGAAAGCAAUUCGAAUUUGAGUGUGAAACGUUCAGGGUCACGUGAAGAUAAUCUCUGUGAAUUGAAUCAUACGGAACGAUCGUCGUCGCGUUCUUCAGAUAGAUCGGCUUCGCCGCCAAAACGUCGUUCACCAUUUCCGUCGGGAUGCCAAGUGGCCGCUUCAUUAGCGAAUAAUAAUUGUAAUCAACUUAAUGGAGGUCCUACGUUAAAUACUUCAAAAUUCAUUAUGGAACCCAGUCCAAAAUUUCAGCAUAACAUUUCUAGGCUUAAGAUAGAAGACAAUGAAAGAUCUGGCGGCACUUCGGCGGCGGGGAGUGUAAGUGCUUUAUUAGCAAAUGAUAAACCGGAGAAGCCGGAACGCAAAUUCAAUUCGCGCGAAUUGAUAGAAAAACAAAAAAAAUGGACUUCACAUUUUACAAAGACCAAAACCACACGAUCUCAUAGCGAUCAAAAUCGUUGCGAUAUUAUACGCACCGGCCCAGGUACAGUACUUAUACCAAGUUCAAUGAUACAAAUGAAAGAAAAUCAACAGAAUAUCGCGUGCACCACCUCCUCUUCAACUAAUCUGAAAAAUUCUUGCCAAACGGAUUCACGUCCAGCCAUUGUUACAAAUUUAACACAAGAUGAAAAGCCUCCCAGCCCACCUAUACGACAUUUUUCGGUGCCGCCAGAAAUUAAGCCGAGAAGCACCAACAAAAUUGGUAGUCCUGUUAAGUCACCACCUUUGCCACCCAUACCAGCAGCUAAACCCAAAAAUUUAAGUCCCGUGAAAGUGAAUCCCGAGCGUGUACGAUCGCCAACGAAAAUAUCGGAGGCACCGCCACCGCCGCCACCAACUAAAUCGGCAGCGGUGGCUGCCGCUCAACAACGUAGCAUUGAAGAGCAAAAUGGUUUAGCGCCAAUACCACCGGAAAAACCUCGCAAAAAAUCCAUAGAUUUAAUUGAAGGCGAUGAUCGUAAUAAUCUAUCCUCACCCUCAAGUACAGCAUAUAUAUACGCAGCUAAACGCGCCUCGAUUGAUAGUGUAGGCAACAGUAUUUCAAUGACUAACGGCAAUGGUAUUAUGAGCGGCAGCACCUCAAUAUCAUCAUCGGCAGCAAGCGCUUCGUCGGGGCCUUCCUCGCCCGUGCACACCGAAGACGAGAAACAGGAAAACGAAUCUACCGAGAAAUCUGAAAUGCAGUAUUAUAAUAGUAUGUCGCGUAGACGUCGCAACGAAAUUGAAGGACGCUCUAAUAAAAGCUCAGAACGUUCACAGCAGCAGCAGCAGCAGCAGCAGCAUCAUCAUCAGCAGGAUGUUACAGACAAUGCCGGAGAAAAUCAUAAGCAGGUCACAUCACCACAACGCUCUUCCAGACGUAUUUCUAGCAUUUCAAUAAAUAUGCCCGCAGCCGGUCUAGGCAAUCGGCCACCAAGUAUAAUUUCCUACAGUAGCAAUAAUACAAGUAACGCCAGCACCGAUGAGGGCGGUUUUAAUGAGCCCUCGCCAGAAAUUAAAGCUAAACUAAUGCCUGCCUAUGAUUAUGAGAAUUCAAAUAUUCAACCUCUGCAACAAGCGCGUUUAUCUCAAAGUCCCACUAAAGCAGCGAAACAUUUUGAUCUCAAUUCGGUUGUUCUUGACGAGAUGGAGAAACCAAGUUUGAAUUACGUCGAUGUUGGCUAUCGUUUAAAUCCCGACGGCAGUGAGUCGCGAGAGGUGUACGGUGAAACCGAGCUAUAUGAUACUGCAACCAAGAUAACUGAUAUGCAUAAGAAAUUUCAUGCCAAUGGUUUUGCUCAGGAGACAACCACUGUUUAUGCCAUAAUUAAACCCGAUAUACUGCCUUCAACUGAGCUCUACUAUGGAGGUAAAAAUUUGGAUAAAGAACGGACAACCGUUAUGUCGCCUAUAAAAUCAAAUUCUGGCGCAAAUUCUUUAAUGGGUUCCCCCGUUAAAAGUGCCUCAUCGCCGCCUGUAGGCGUCGUUUCACCUAUACGUCGUCGCAGCUCAGAGAUUAGUGUAAAAUCUACACCACCGAUGUCUCCCGCGUCAUUGGGCAGCAAUGCAAACUCCUCGUCAAAUUCGCGUUCAGUAAGCUCAGUAACUAAAGGCGUCGCUCCCAUCGCUUCUCUAGAUGUAAACGAAGAUUUCGAAACAGGUGAUAUACCGGCUCUACCUGAACGACCUCCUCCACAAUUAGCUUUGGAUUUACAAGACUUGGAAUAUGCUGACACAAGUGCCGGCGAAGAUGAGGAUGAACUUGUGCGAACUAUCGAAGGAGAUGCGAUCGCUUUAACUGAAGAUUUAUACGAGACGGCUGAAGUUAAGAGUAGUAGUUUAAUAACGUCACAAACAACAGCCCCAACUUCUGAGCCCAUAAAUCGCGAUGACAGUUUACCAGACGCCAUGACAGCUGAUGAAGCGGAGCGUUUGUUGAGUUCAAGAAUUUUGGAAAGCAAAAUAAGACAACAAUCGCUUCUGUCAGAUGAGCAAGCAAAAGAAGUUGAGCAAAUACUGUCAGCAGCACCCAAUGUAGGAGUAGCUGUAGCUGCUGUGGUUGCAACAGCCACUUCGCCAACUUGCAUUAAAAAUCUCAUUGAGGAAACAACACCACAGACACCCUCGCCGCCUGCACAACAACAGCAGCAACAUCAAUCAAUAGAUUUAAAUAACCUGAACAAUAAUAAAUCUGUUAAUGAAUUUAGUAACGAUAGCACCGAAAGUCAAGUUAGCGGUGAAAAUGAGCGAAAUUUAGAUGCAGGUGUAGCACUGGUGACAAACAAAUUGUCCAACUUUUACAACGACAACAAUGCGGAUAAUGAUGAUGAUGAUGACGAUGAUGAUAAUGAUGAUGAUGAUGACAAAGAUAUUGAAGAUGUUGAUGUUGUCGGUAUAAGUGCUGCUAGUGAAUGCUUAAAUACAACGUUUACCUUCACUAACAAUAAUAUUCAAUUAGACCAUACACGUCAUGAUGACGAUGAGCCAGAAUGGUUGCGCGAUGUUCUAGAAGCACCCAAGCGUAGUUUAGAGAAUUUGUUAAUCUUGCAAACAAAUACAGAGUAUAAGGAUAUACCUCGUCGUGAUACUGUGACAAGCGAUGUAGUGGUCGUGACAACUGCAUCAAAAAUCGAGACUACUUAUGACGAAGUCAAUGACAGUACAACGAUUUAUAUAUCAGCCUCAGGCAGUAACGAUCAGUUACAGUCACGCUCCCCUAUCAAGCAAGAUCAGCAAGAGUCAUUAUUGAAUCGAUCUUUCCUUCAAGAUUCCGGCCCAAACAGUAUACAACAACCGAAUGGUAAUAAUAGUAUCGCCAACGAAUCACUACAUGAGUCUUUAGUAUCUGUUGAAUCGACCCAAUCGGAUGUGACUCUAAAUCAAACAACAACUAUUGACGAUAGCAUUAUAUCGAGUAAACACAAUUCAACAUAUUCGUUAGCGGAAAAUGAUCAGAAUUCUUUAAAUACAACAACAACCACAGCCACAGAAUUAGAUGAGUCUCAAUAUUAUAUACCCGAAUAUCCGCCCAUACGCAGUAAAGAAGUGUACGUGGAGGGCGGUGUGCAUUAUUUUGAAGAUGGCAAUUUUUGGAUGGAAGUACCAGGUCUUUUAGAUUUUGACGACGACGAGCUCUCUUAUCCUCCUAUACCUAUUAAGAAAAAUCCCAAAGUGCGUUUUAGUUCGGGACCUAUUCAAGUUUAUUCCACGUUUUCUGUAACAGACUAUGAUCGUCGCAAUGAAGACGUUGACCCGGUGGCUGCUUCCGCAGAGUAUGAGCUGGAAAAACGUGUCGAAAAAAUGCACGUUUUCCCUGUCGAACUGAUGAAGGGGCCCGAAGGUUUAGGUCUUAGUAUUAUUGGUAUGGGUGUCGGUGCCGAUGCCGGUCUCGAGAAAUUAGGCAUAUUCGUGAAAACUAUAACCGAUAACGGUGCAGCUGCUCGUGACGGUCGCAUACAAGUUAAUGAUCAAAUUAUCGAAGUCGAUGGUAAAAGUUUAGUGGGUGUCACUCAAGCGUACGCAGCUUCAGUAUUGCGCAACACAUCUGGUCUAGUCAAAUUUCAAAUAGGUCGUGAACGCGAUCCCGAGAAUAGCGAAGUGGCUCAAUUAAUACGACUCAGCCUACAAGCAGAUCGAGAAAAGGAAGAAAGGCUGAAAAGACAACAAGAAGAAUACCUUAGACGUACCCUUGACUAUUCAGAGGACUCAACCCAGCCGGUUUCGGCCAAUUCAAGCGUUUGCGAGGGACCCACCAGUCCUGUGCAAGUCGAACAUCCCAUGGAGGUCGAAGCGACGCAUUCACAAGAGGUAGAGUCUCUUAAGAGACUACUACAAGAGCAUAAAGCGAGCGAAAUCAACUGCCUUUUGAAAGAAGACAUUAUAGAAAAUCUUAAGCGAAAGCUAGUCAAAUUGGAGACGACUGGUAAUGAAAAUGAAUUGCUCAGUGAACGUUUACGUCAGAGUGAACGCGAAUUAGGUAAUAUUAAGAAAGAGGCUGCCAAUCUGCAGAAUAUGUUGCAACAAUCCCAGGCUCAGUAUAUGGCUUUGGAUAAGAAAUAUAAUAAAGCGAAACGUUUAGUACGCGAAUAUCAGCAACGUGAAGUCGAUAUGUGCCAUCGUGAAGAAUUUUAUCAGCAAUUGCUGCAAGAAAAAGAUACCGAAUAUAAUGCUUUAGUGAAAAAGUUAAAGGAUCGUGUCAUUAUAUUGGAACACGAGUUGCAAGAGACACAACGUAAAGCUGGUUAUGCGAUUAGUCUACCUUAUGACAGUGCCACACUUAAGCUAACGCCGCAAAUGAUGCGUAGAGCACCACCGAAGCCUUUGUUUCAAAAACUGGAGACUGAAUUAUCCGAUACCGAAAUAUCGGAUUUGUCGCCGGAUGGUGAGGGCGUUAAGACUGCCACCGUGGAACGUAAGAAUCCCGUUAAGGAUGAAUUGGAUGCUGCAGUGCCACAACAUGAAUUGCUCGAUAAUUCAGCUAAUAAAACGAAAAUCGAUUUGGCUUCCCGUGGUGGUUUAGCAAAUCGUCAAUUGCCCUCGACCAGCAAUUCAAACACCAGUAGUAGCGCUUCUAAUGUCACUACCGCUACCACGGUAGCUGCUGCCAAUAGUACUAACAAUUUAUCGAAACGCACGCUUAGCAAUAGCAGUUCAGAUUGCGCUUUGGAUGAUAGCGAAGAUGAUGCUUCCGCUUUGCUGUUGGCUGCUCAACAACAUAACUCAACCCAUGAUCUCACCCAUACGAAUGGAGUUGUUGUACAACAACAACAAAUUUCAUCAUCUCAAAUGCAUCAUAAUUUGUUGAGUAACGGUCAUAAUCAUCAGUCACAUCAUCAAAUGUUACAACAGCAAUUACUAGGCACGGGUAUAGCGGGUACCACAACGGCCAUAUUACUUAAUUCCACCUCCUCAUCAUCGUCAACUAACUCUAGCGUAGUGGCUGCGGUUAGCGCAGCAACCGCAGUCUCAACUGUUGCUACUACUGUAACUGCACGUGAACAGCAAAUUAAUCAAUUAUACGCUCAAGUUCAUAAGGAUCACAAAGGUCUAUUCAAAAAUAGUGUGGGCUCGCCCGGUGACAAUGCCAGUCCAAAUGAUUUCCAUCGUGGCGGCAUGACCACAUUCGGCACCACAAAUCGUGAUCUCAAUAGCUCGUACGAUUCCAUUUUAGGAUCGAACGAUAAACUAUCUGAAAAUGAACAGUCCACAGAUAAUUGGAUGUAUCCUAGUCGUCGACGUGUGGGACCAACAGGAGCUGUUAUAACCGGCGGCGGUAAAUUGCAGCCGUCAUCAUUUACAGAACAAUUGAAUCAAGCUUUGACCGAGAGAGAAAGACGUAUGGGUGGUGAUGGUUCAUCACGACAUUCCAGCGAUGAUUAUACGGAAAUAAAUAAGACUCAGUCUGUGGCAGCAAUUAAUUGUAAAACAUUAAUCAAUGAAAUACGACAGGCAGUUAAUGAGGCACAACCAAAAGUUAAACAAGUUAUGCCAAAAUCUUUAUCUCCGCCCGGUACAGUACCCUGGCAGCAGCAGCAACCGAGUCAUAACAAUGGCCCGCCUUCACCGACCAGCAUGUCUUCGGGCUGCUCCUCGCCUGGUUAUUCACCUAGCAAAGGCAUGGAUUUGUCAGGGUCCAGUUGCAGUUUUUCAGAACGCAAAGGAGGCUACAAUUUCAAGGGAGGACCAGUACACGAAUGGUCUAAAGAACAGGUGGGACAUUGGUUGAUGGGCAUUGAAAUGGAACGUUACAUUCCAGUUUUCAAAGAGCAUAAUGUGGAGGGCGGUGCUUUACUGUCUUUGGACUCGCGUGAAUUGAAAAUGCUCGGAGUGCUUGGCGAUGAUAAAAGUCGUUUUAAACGGCGUCUCAAGGAUCUCAAGGCUAGCAUCGAAAAGGAGCGAAAAGAUCAAGAACGUGAGCGUCGAGAACGUGAAAAAGCCAUACGUAAAGCUGAAAAGAAAGCGGCCAAAAAGAAAUAGAAAAAUGCUAUUUUAAUAUAUUAAGCAUUAUAUGCAAAUAACUCUAGAAACAUAGAAUCUAUUUGAAAUAUUUAUACCACAGCACAUACAUAAAAAACAUUAAAAAAAAAGAAGAAAAAAAAGAACAACAAUAAC
Glossina fuscipes is the source of this 7336-nucleotide messenger RNA. RefSeq lists its product as uncharacterized. Gene Ontology annotation, molecular function: actin filament binding. The record is from RefSeq and is a predicted model, not a curated record. Gene Ontology annotation, cellular component: actin cytoskeleton; dendrite; cytoplasm. Gene Ontology annotation, biological process: calcium-mediated signaling; neuron projection development; actin filament organization. The coding region runs from base 506 to 7201 and encodes 2231 amino acids. Lineage: Eukaryota; Metazoa; Arthropoda; Insecta; Diptera; Glossinidae. The transcript has 15 exons.